AGAUAGCCAUAAUGCCUUUCUUCUACAUAUAUUUCUCUUUCCAAAUCACCCUCAUUUUCAUAACCAUUUCAAUCAUUAUCUUCCCUCCUCCCACACAUGCUUCUACCCCCACACAGGCCUCUACUGCAGCAAGUGGUGCAAAACUUAGUACCUUUAGAAAGAUCUAUGCCUUCGGUGAUUCCUUUACUGACACUGGCAAUACAAGAAGCAUUGCUGGAGCAGGCGCUUACCUCUCUGCCUCAAAUCCUCCAUAUGGUCGCACAUUCUUCCACCACCCAACAAACAGAUUCUCUGAUGGACGCCUUGUGAUUGAUUUUUUAACUGAGACACUCUCUUUACCGUAUUUGCCACCUUACCUUCAGAAAGAGGCUGAUAGAUCACAUGGCAUUAAUUUUGCUAUUGCUGGUUCCACAGCUAUAGAACACAGUUUCUAUGUAAGGAACAAUAUAACAGCAGCCUACAGUUCUCAGGCACUUGAAACUCAACUUGGCUGGUUCCAAGAGUUCUUGGGCAGUCAAGGGUGUAGAAGCUCUACAACAACACCUCAGCAGUGCAAUGCAGUAUUUGAUGAGGCUUUAAUCUGGUUUGGUGAAAUUGGAGUAAAUGACUAUGCAUAUAGUGUUGGUUCUUUUGUAUCAGGCGAUACCACACGCCAGCUUGCAAUUAAGAGUGCUACUGAUUUCCUGCAGGUAUUGCUCAGUAAAGGUGCCAAGUCUGUUGUUGUCCAAGGUCUGCCUCCAAUAGGCUGCCUCACAUUGUCCAUGGGUGUCUCAUCAGGCUUCGAUAGAGAUGAUAUUGGAUGUGUUGCAAGCGUGAAUGCCGUGAGUUACUAUCACAACAACAUCUACCAGGCCAGGUUGCAAGAUUUAAGGAAAGCGUUUCCAAAUGCUAUCAUUGCUUAUGCUGAUUACUUCAACGCUUACAGGACUGUCAUGAGGAAUCCACGCAACUUUGGCUUCUAUGAGCUCUACAGCGCUUGCUGUGGAACAAGUGGCGGAUCAUAUAAUUUGAACCCGUUAGCACCAUGUGGCUCAGUUUAUGCAACCUCGUGCCCAAACCCAUCUCAGUACAUCAACUGGGAUGGAGUGCACCUCACUGAAGCCAUGUACAAGGCAAUUUCUCAAUUGUUUUUUACCGGAGGAGCCAUUCACCCUUCAUUUGCGUACUUAAUAAGCCACUGAAAAAAUAAACUACUACUGGCUGGACAGAUCCUGAGAAGUU
Molecule: messenger RNA, 1221 nt
Organism: Daucus carota subsp. sativus
Lineage: Eukaryota; Viridiplantae; Streptophyta; Magnoliopsida; Apiales; Apiaceae
Product: GDSL esterase/lipase At3g48460
Exons: 2
Coding region: 12-1181 (389 amino acids)
Molecular function (GO): hydrolase activity, acting on ester bonds
Source: RefSeq, a predicted model, not a curated record